AUGUCCCUCUUCACCAUCCCCAUCCCCCCGCUGGGCACCGCAUAUCCCGGCGGCGCCAUCACAUGCACGACGCCCGCGCCCAAGGUCUACCUGCUCACCUUUUCCUCGCCGCCCGACAACCGCCUGACGACGCCCGUCCUCAAAGCCCUCCUGUCCGCGCUCGACGUCCUCGAGUUUGGCGGCUACGCGCCCGGCGUCGUCGUCACCACGAGCGGCAUCCAAAAGUUCUACUCCAACGGCCUGGAUCUCGCCCACGCCGUCGAGACCGAGGGCUACUGGGCGCUGCUCUACUCGGUCUGGGCGCGCUUUCUGACGUUCCCCAUGACCACCGUCGCCUGGAUGAACGGCCAUGCCUUUGCGGGUGGCCUCAUGCUGGCCACGAGCCACGACUAUCGCCUCGCGCCCUCGCCACGCGGCUUUCUCUGCCUCAACGAGCUGCUCUUUGGCGCGCCCCUCAGGCCCGCCAUGGCCGCCAUCUUUCGCCACAAGCUCCCGUCGGACACGUACAGGACCCUCGUGCUCGAGGCAAAGCGCUUCAAUGCCGACGAGGCGCUGGCCGCUGGCAUCGUCGACGGCGUCGCGACGGGGCUGGACGACGUGCUGGGCUUUAUUGCGCAGAAGGAGUUGACGGAGAAACCCAAGUCAGGUGUCUACGGUACCCUCAAGGGUGAGAUGUACAAGGAUCUCCUGCAGAUGCUCUCGGGGCCAGGCUUGGAGGCAGAGGAGGCGCGGUUCGAUGCCGAUCAGGCCCGCAACGCGGAGAGAAAGGAGUUUGGCAGGGUCUGGUAUGAGCAGUGGAAGAAGGAGGACAAGGCCAAGUUGUGA
Molecule: messenger RNA, 825 nt
Organism: Emericellopsis atlantica
Lineage: Eukaryota; Fungi; Ascomycota; Sordariomycetes; Hypocreales; Bionectriaceae
Product: ClpP/crotonase-like domain-containing protein
Exons: 1
Coding region: 1-825 (274 amino acids)
Biological process (GO): fatty acid beta-oxidation
Cellular component (GO): peroxisome
Molecular function (GO): enoyl-CoA hydratase activity; delta(3)-delta(2)-enoyl-CoA isomerase activity
Source: RefSeq, a predicted model, not a curated record